AUGCCUCCAACUGGGCUUCUACAAGGGGACCCUGCUCCCAACCACGGAGAACCGAGCAGCCCUCCUGCGUCCUCCGUCCCGUCCUUCAACGGCUCAACGCUACCCGCGCCAUCUGGCUUCAGACUAACCCCACCCCAAGGUCCUCCACUUCCACAAUCUGUACCCGUCGACGGCUCAGGGUCAACAGAUCUGCCUUACGUUGUUCAACCAGUGUCCGUUCCCCCCUCUUCUUCUUCCCUCCCUCCCGUUAACGACCCAACCCCAACUGGACUUUCACAACCCAUCCCUGCUCCCAACUCUCCCGUACCAACUAAUUCCGCAGUCCCCACUGGCGUCCCCAUGCCCAACAUUAGCAGCGCACCUGUCAAAGGUCUCGCAACAUCUGGUGUCCCACCUGUUUCCGCCCCAGACCCUCCCGCGGCGUCUAUCCUCCCUUCUAUACCAUCCGUCGAUGGAACGCCCAAACUUUCUGGUGUUCCUGAUGUUGAUCGCCCACCGUCACUCCCACGCCAGGAUCAUAUUAAAGAUGACGAAUGUCAUAUUCGGUGCUUAGGAUUUCAUAUCCAUUGA
Molecule: messenger RNA, 570 nt
Organism: Laccaria bicolor S238N-H82
Lineage: Eukaryota; Fungi; Basidiomycota; Agaricomycetes; Agaricales; Hydnangiaceae
Exons: 3
Coding region: 1-570 (189 amino acids)
Source: RefSeq, a predicted model, not a curated record